UGGAUGUUGGAUAUUUGAUAUUGGAUACAUUUAUGAAAUCAUGUGGAUGUUACCGCUUGUAUAUUAGGAUGGUGUCCGAAGGGUCUCACAGACGUUACUUCGACGUUCUAAAAAAAUCCACUCCAGACGGAAAGUUAUCACUAUACUUAGACAGAAGGACAUUCGUGGACCACUUCAGCCACGUCGAUCCAGUGGAUGGAGUAUUGGUAAUAUCACAAGAUUUAAAAAAUGAAGAAUACGUAUUCUUAAUCUUAACUUGUUCCUAUCGUUUUGGUCGUGACGAUUUAGAUGUGUUAGGAUUUACAUUUCAAAAAGAAUUAUUAAUUUAUACUAAAUGUUUAUGGCCAAAACAUCAUUCAAUCAUCACAGAUGACAGUAAUCAAUUAACAGCGUCGCAACAUGGGAAACAACAAAAAACAUGGAAAAAUAAAUUUGUUAGAAAAUCAAAAAAGAAAAUUGAAUCCAUAGAAGAAAUUUCUUCAAUUUUAUUAAGUAAUCAUUCAUAUGGAAUAUUUAGUCAAACAUUAACAACUAAUGAUCUGUCAUUAUUUCAAGCAAAAUUAAUUAGUAAAAAUAAUCAACAUGCUGUACCAUUUCGUAUUCUUUUACCUCCCUCCAUAUCACCUUCAUCAGUCGCUAUUCAGACAACUCAAGGAAGCAAUAAUAAUAAACCUUAUGGUAUCAAUUAUGAAUUGACUGCAUUUAUUGGUAAACGAAUUGAUGACUAUCAACCAACAAGUUCAACAGUAACCAUUAUUUUAAGAAAAUUAACUGCUGGACCAAAAAUCACACAUCGUCCUUUACAACCUGUUGUAGAAUCAAUUAGAAAAGCAAUAAAUCUACCAUGUCAUUAUGGAGAAUUAUUUAUGAAAGCUUCUAUUGAGAAACCGUUAUAUUACCACGAUGAAUCUGUGUGUAUAUCAAUAGUAUUGGAUAAUUUAUGUCAAUUACCGGUUAGAAAAUUACAAGUAGCAAUUAUACAAACAGCUGAAAUCUAUGUGUUGACCAAAGGGACUUAUCGAUCUACAGUAGAUAAACAUUUAUGCAAAAUGAAUCUUCCACAAGCUGGUGAACGACAAUGGACAUAUACUACAACAUUAAAUACAAAUUUAACAGAUAAUUUAUUAAAACGUGGUGUUACAUUAGAUGGUUAUAUAAGACAAGAGAAAAAUUGGUUAGCUUCAUCUACCUUAUUGAAUUUAUCGGAAGAUUUUAAUGAAUGUUUAGAAAUGAUGCAAAAUAUUCAUAAACAUGUAAAUGAUUCUACAGGUUUGAUAAUCAAAGCUAAUAAACAAUUACAUGGGAUUGCAAUUUCUUAUUGUGUUCGUGUAAGAUGUUGGAUUGGAAUCAGUCGAUGUUCAUUGUAUAUUCCAUUUUUAUUGAUGCAACCGGAGAAAGAGUCUGAAGAAGAGAGUGGCCAUGUGAAUUGUACAAAAAAUAAUCAUACUCUACAUGUGGAUAUCGUACAAAUUCAUCCUCCAGAAUUGAAAGUCAAUAACAAUGAACUAGUGGACACAUUCAGCGACAAUAAGAGUUCAAUGUAAAAUAUAAUCAAUAAAAGACAUUACUUCACAAACAUUACUUGUAAUUUAUUUCUCCAUGUGUUUGUUAACAGUUGAUCUCAAGUGGGCACAAGUGAAUCACGUUCCUUUUAUCUUUUAUUCAAAAACGAAAAUCAAUACUCUAUGCUUUUUAACUAUUGUAUCAACAACACUUAUCUCCCAUUCGGAUUCUUUUUAAUUCUUGUCAAUAACAAAAAAAAUUAAUCUUAUUCGAUGAAUAAUUUAUAGCAUUUCAAUCUUAACAGAAUGCUUCUAGUCAAUCAAUUAAUUUUUAUAUGAAAUUGUACAAUUUCACUUUAUUCCAUUGUGAAUUAAUUUACAAAUUCUUACAUAACAAACAUUGUAUUUAUGUGAUGAUAAAAUUUGACCAAAUUAUUGAAUACAAUACAUACAUUAAAAAAAAGAAAAGAGUACAGUUUUUCUUUUUUUUUCAAUCAAACACACUGUAACGCAUUCGGAACCUAACUCUAUCUAUCUACUCGUAGUUUCGUUUAUCAAGCUGGCAAUCAAUCCUUACUUUUGCAUUC
This is a messenger RNA of Schistosoma turkestanicum, 2089 nucleotides long. The record is from the annotation of a GenBank genome assembly. Lineage: Eukaryota; Metazoa; Platyhelminthes; Trematoda; Strigeidida; Schistosomatidae.